AUGCAUGAGGAUUCAGUGGCGUCUUCUCUAGCAAUUCCAUCAGCUGUUAGUAAUGAUGGCACCGUGGCUGGGGAAGAUUUGUUUGAAACCACUGCUGAUGCCACUCAGACGCUGAUCUUGCCUCAUUGGUUUAAACAAUCCAAGUUCCGAAAGGCGUAUCUAAGAUCUUUCCAUGCAAGGGGAUUAAGGCCACCCCAAUGCCCCCGGCGUAUUAUUAUUGCACCACCUAUGCCAAGAUCACCAUAUCCAUGUUUAAAAUUAGCUCAGACCUCAGUGGUCUGUCAAAAGGAGGAAGCAACACCCAAACAGGAAGCUGAAGUCAGUCCUGGGGCUCCUGAAGAUGAGUCUGAUACAGAAGAAAAAAUCCAAAAAUUUGAUGCUUGGAUAUUAGAAAGAAGAAGGCUGAACGCUGAGGUGGAGGGCUCUGAGGACUUUGAAGAACGACUCAAGUACAAGGUUCCCCUCAGUAAGCAAGAAAAAGAAAAAUGGGAAAAAAUCAAGGCGUCCAGAGUAGUGAGUAAGGCUGAAAGCCAGACAGCAGAGCCCGAAGACCUCAAGCCCCCACCACCCAAGAGCCGCCAGUCCUGUCGGAAAGGCAUUGUCCCUGUGAUCAGUAUUCCCUACCCUCAAGCCCUCGUACUGCUGCUCUACCUUCUGCGCAAAAAGAAGCUCAGGAUGGUAGACUUAUUCAAAAAGUCAAAGAUGACAAGUAAGAAUAUCAAAAGAGAAGAAUUCUUUAAAGUUAUACAGGCGACUGGCGUCCCUAUCACUGAUAAGGAGCUGGAAGAUGCAUUCAUCUAUCUUACUACAUCAGCACCAAAGCCCAGGCAUUUUAUACGCAGUGAUGAUAUCGUCAAGUGUCAGAGGAUGUGGAUGCCAGCCUUGCAAAAUUAUAUCAGGGAAAGGCAUGAAGAACGUAUCCUCAAUUUUCUUGAGAAAGCUACUGCCUAUACCGUUGAAGUGACCCCUGCCGCAGAGCUGGACAAGUUAACACUGUUAGAAGUUCCUCCUGUCAACACUGAAGAGUGCAGGCCUAUGACAGAUGAAGACAUGGAGGAGGUUGGCAAGCACUAUCGAGAGUGGAGGCGAUUGAAGAAGGUGUGGAAGACAGUGAAUCCACUUGAAUGGGCAGAGCAGUGUCGGCUGGUGAGAUCUGGAGAUAGAGCUGUUGAUGACCACUGCCUGCCAUCCAUGAUGGAGGGGGAAGUAGCAGAAUCGAUUAACCGCUAUCGGCAGGUAGCUCACCGAAGCUAUGUACGGUGUGUCAAGCUGUGCAAAGAGCAAAAUAUCCCAGUCACUGAGGACACAUUGGCAAAAGUCCUGCUGCACCCAGGAGACAGAAUAAUAAAAGAAGGAAAACACAUGUUAAAGAUCCGGCAGCCAGGAGCUUACUAUAACCCUAUACCCAGUGGAGGAACCUUCCAGGCGCACCCUUGGACAGGCGGAGGUGCAUUAAAACGCUUCUGGAGAGUGGAAGAGGAGGCAAUAUAUGGACCAUAUGAUACACCGAGGGAACAAGAUGAGAAGCAGAAGACCUGGAUUUCAUCUGAACAAGAUGAGCUAGAGAGACUAGAAGAUAUACAGAUGAAACAAUAUGAAGAACAAUCCAUGUGGGUGUCAUCUAAAAGAUAUGCGCUAGAAAGACCAUAUGAUACAGAUCUGGAAGAAGAUGACGACCAGCCCGUAUGGAUUACACCUGAAGUUUACUGGCAAUUCCAAAGUCCCGCUAAGAAGAGCUCUAGAGGGAAGAAAAAAAGGGUAAGAUUUCCUGAGAUCCAGACUGGGACAGCCAAGGACGUCUUCAGAACCAGCAGAGCAUCAGAUGCAGGGCUGAGGAGAAACAGAAUGGAAAGGCAACUGCCAGUGACAUCUACCCAUUACUGCAAGACUGAAAACAAUAGAUUCUGGCCAGGUCAACAGCUGGAUAAGCUAUGUUACCUGCCCCAGACGAAGCCUGUCCAAGGACAGGCCAUGUUCAAACACAUCCAUCAAACAAAGCCUGCCUACCCCAGCAUCUACAACCCACAUCGCAGCUGGCCAAUUAAUGAGCAGGGUUACCUGACCUAUGGAGACAUUGAGAUUCAAAAGAGAUACUUCAUCUGA
Alligator sinensis (Chinese alligator) is the source of this 2103-nucleotide messenger RNA. RefSeq names its product EF-hand calcium binding domain 12 (gene EFCAB12). The coding region runs from base 1 to 2103 and encodes 700 amino acids. NCBI's taxonomy places the organism in Eukaryota, Metazoa, Chordata, Crocodylia, Alligatoridae. The record is from RefSeq and is a predicted model, not a curated record. The transcript has 11 exons.